AUGUGUUUCGGCGGAUCCAAACGCAGAGCGUACGGCGGAGGCGGCAUGGGAAUGGGACCCCGCCCAGCGGUUGUCCAGACUCAUCACCACCACCACGGCGGCAUGGGUGGCGGCGGAAUGAUGGGUGGGUCUCGACCCUGCGGGCCCCGGCACGGAUACGGGGGCGGCGGCGGCUUUGGCGGAGGACGCGGAUUUGGUGGGGGCUGGGGAGGACGACGCCGGGGUCACUGCUAG
Messenger RNA from Colletotrichum truncatum, 234 nucleotides. The record is from RefSeq and is a predicted model, not a curated record. NCBI's taxonomy places the organism in Eukaryota, Fungi, Ascomycota, Sordariomycetes, Glomerellales, Glomerellaceae.